AUGGCUGGAAAUGGAGGCAUAGAUGGUACAAGGAAGAUCGGAUUGAAAGGCGGGGAUGGUGGACUAGUGGCUGGAAGUGGAGGCAUGGAUGGUACAGGGAAUAUAGGUAUGGAAGGUGGGGAUGAUGGACUAGUGCUUGGAAAUGGAGGCAGUGAAGGUAUAGGCAAGCCCGGAAUUAGAGGCGAGGAGGGUGAACUAGGAGAGCCUGGAAAUGGAGGCACAAGUGGUAUAGGAAAGCCUGGAACUAUAGGCAGGGACGAUGGACUAGUGCUUGGAAAUGGAGGCAUUGAUGGUAUAGGCAAACCUGGAAUUAGAGGCGAGGACGGUGAACUAGGAGAUCCUGGAAAUGAAGGCACAAUUGGUAUAGGGAAUCCUGGAACUAGAGGUGGACUAGUGCUUGGAAAUGGAGGUUGUGAUGGUAUAGGAAAGCCUGGAAUUAGAGGCGAGGAUGCUGAACUAGGCGAUCCUGGAAUUGAAGGCACAAAUGGUAUAGGUAAGCCUGGAAAUAGAGGCGAGGACGGUGAACUAGGCGAUCCUGGAAAUGGAGGCAGUGAUGGUAUAGGUAAGCCUGGAAUUAGAGGCGAGGACGGUGAUCCUGGAAUUGAAGGCACAAAUGGUAUAGGUAAGCCUGGAAAUAGAGGCGAGGACGGUGAACUAGGCGAUCCUGGAAAUGGAGGCAGUGAUGGUAUAGGUAAGCCUGGAAUUAGAGGCGAGGACGGUGAUCCUGGAAUUGAAGGCACAAAUGGUAUAGGUAAGCCUGGAAUUAGAGGCAAGGACGGUGAACCUGGAACAAAAGGUGCAGAUCGUGGACUAGCGCCUGGAAAUGGAGGCACAGAUGGUAUUGGAAAGGUGGGAACAGACGGUGGACUAGUGCCUGGAAAAGGAGGCAUCUCAGAUGGUGCAAAGCGCGACGGGAGUAGAGGUGGCAUUGUACCAGAAAAUGGUGAAGGAGACACAGAAAUAUGA
Solanum verrucosum is the source of this 966-nucleotide messenger RNA. RefSeq lists its product as uncharacterized. NCBI's taxonomy places the organism in Eukaryota, Viridiplantae, Streptophyta, Magnoliopsida, Solanales, Solanaceae. The transcript has a single exon. The record is from RefSeq and is a predicted model, not a curated record. Bases 1 to 966 code for a protein of 321 amino acids.